CAAUGAAACCACCAUGCCCAGUUAUUUUACAGAACCGCCUUUUAACCUGAGUACCACUGCAGAACCAAGCAUCAAUGCGACGACAGAACAGAUGGGCAAUAUAACGACCCACGUGCCUGGCAACGAAACAACAAUGCCCGGUAACUUUACAGAACCGCCUUUUAACAUGAGUACUACUGCACAAUCCAUCAUCAAUGUGACGACUGAACAGCCGGGCAAUAUAACGACCCACGUCCCAGGCAACGAGACUACCGUGCCCAGUAACUUUACCGAACCGCCCUAUAACUUCACUACUUCAGUUCUAACAGGAAUGUCAACCAACACCACUGAAUUGUUCAACGUUACUACACACUUUCCGUGGAUGGCAACAACAGAUGCAUCUGGGUUACCGAAGGAUGAGACACCUAACUUCAAAGGAAAGCCUAAGAAAGUUAUCAGAGUUGAGGUUGCUAUUUCAGAGAUCUCGACAAAAUGCCGACCGGCAGAAAACGCAACGUCGGAGUAUUGCAAAGCGUUAUCUUCGUACUUCGUGAAAAAAGCAAAAGUUUACUACAAAAAGAUAAACGGAUUUCAAGCGGUUCGCUUGGCUGAUGAAAUGAGGGAAGGCAGUGUGGUAAUUCCACACGUAGUUGUGUACAAUUACGUAGCAAUGCUUCCACAAGAUGAAGACCUUUCAGCCAUGGCGGUUUAUCAGCGAACGCUGGGACGAGCAGUUGCUAGGGGAAGGCUUGGCAACCUCAGUUUGGAGAUAAACUGCAGCACUUGCGUCGAGCCUAGAGAUGAAACCAACUUCUGCAAUUUCACAACUAACGGUCUGGCGUCUUGCCAGAACCCUUAUCUGGAGCUGCAGUGUAUCGACGGAUACGUCGAGUGCCGGUCGCCGUGCAAGCGCGCAAUGGACUACUGCAACGACCACGGGGAAUGCAGCCAGGCCGACCACGCUAACCCGGUCUGCCGCUGCCUGAACACCGAUAGCGAGUGGUACCACGGUGAUAGGUGCCAGUAUGCGACCGGCAAGGCUGGGGUGAUCGCCAGCAUCUGUGUGGUGCUGGUAUCUCUCCUCAUUGCGGUGUGCGCUGCCGUCUAUUUUUACAAGAAAAGAAGAAGCCGAAGGAAACGUUCAUGGAAUCUUUUGCACGAUGAGGACAAUGACAACUUCGGCGAUGACAGUGACGAUGACGUCAAUACCUUUGUGUGGAUGACACAAGACCCAACGACUUAUUCCUGUGCACGAGGUGAUACUACCCUUGGUGGUGAUGAUGGUAAAUAUACCUGCUUCGAAAUGGAACACCCUUAAAAAAGGAAUGAAUAGAAAAUAGCAGUGGAGUCGUGACAGAUACAUGAUACUUUAUUUCAGUUCUGGUGAAACUUCAAUAUUAGUCUCGUGCUAUUCUUCCUGGUGCAAACAUGCUGAAUAUCUCGUUGGUCGCGCCCAUCCGACCAUUGUUUCUCCCACCCUUUAUAAUAUUUUGUGUUAUUUUUCUUGUCAUAUUUAGUUACCUCUGUUCUUGAAACGAUACGAUAGCCUUUUUAUUCAUCAUGAAUCAUCUGCCUUGUGGCAUAUCGUAUAUUGUUCAUUUUGCUUGACAAAUGUCAGAACUCUGAUGUACACACAGAGACCAAUGAAAGUUAAGUCAUAUACAUGUAAUUUGAAUUUAGCUGAAUUUGGGCUUGAGUUUAAAUCUUGGUCUAUCAAAACAAAUGCACAAGAUACAUAUAUGCAUCCAUUCAACAGAGCCUGAAAGUUGACCCUUGAUGGCGCGCUUCCGAAACCCUUGGAUGGGAAAAAUAACGUGUAAAGGUUUUCGAAUUUGUAAUAUUUUUUCGUUCCGUUUCUUCUUAAAAAAUCAAACUUGGAAAAGGGGCUUUGACAAAUCUUUGCUGGUACAUAUAUUGAUUUAUAGAAAUUAAAAAUUACCUGAUCUAAAAAAGAAAUGGGCUGCCAAAAAUUGACCCAUCACUUACCAGAA
Messenger RNA from Acanthaster planci (crown-of-thorns starfish), 1970 nucleotides. RefSeq lists its product as uncharacterized. The record is from RefSeq and is a predicted model, not a curated record. Lineage: Eukaryota; Metazoa; Echinodermata; Asteroidea; Valvatida; Acanthasteridae.